UCAUCGCUGCGAUUGCUUCUGUGUUACACAGAUUUUUUCCUGGAAAAGAAAAUUCAGAGCUCGGAGCUUCCAGGAAGUAAUAUCAAUGGGUAGUGAAGAUGAAUCGAUAGAGCAGAAGUCUGCUGCUCGUAAAGAGGCGCUGAGAGCUUUAAGAGCAGCUAAGGAGUUGUCAGAGAGCAAGGAAGAGGGAGGAGGAGAUGACUCUGCUGCUGUGGAAGAAGAUGGUCCAGCCAUGAAGUUUAGAAAUUAUGUUCCACAAGCUAAGGAGCUUCAGGACAGUAAAGUUGUACCACCAGAGCUACCCAAAUUCGAAGAUCCAGUUGCUGCACUUCCACCUGCAGUGGAGAAGAAGGAGGACCCAUUUGUCAACAUUGCUCCAAAGAAACCCAACUGGGACCUUCGAAGAGAUGUCCAGAAGAAGCUUGACAAGCUCGAAAGGCGGACCCAAAAGGCAAUGUAUAAACUCAUGGAGGAGCAUGAGAAGGAACGUGAGACGGCUGAAACUGAUGACAAUGCAAUAGAAAGUUAAAGACGUGAUCACACGAAAGAAGCUGCAGAAUAUUCUAUUCAGUUUUUGUAUAACUGACUAUUAAGCUUCUGUCUUCAGAGAGUACACCAUGGUGCCUUGUUUAUUUUCUUGUAUGAAUAUGAAAAGUACGUUCAGUUUGGUUUGAUUGAACUUCAGAUUAAUUCA
Messenger RNA from Brassica oleracea var. oleracea, 694 nucleotides. RefSeq names its product coiled-coil domain-containing protein 12. Gene Ontology annotation, cellular component: U2-type spliceosomal complex; post-mRNA release spliceosomal complex. The record is from RefSeq and is a predicted model, not a curated record. The transcript is spliced from 5 exons. Bases 86 to 529 code for a protein of 147 amino acids. NCBI's taxonomy places the organism in Eukaryota, Viridiplantae, Streptophyta, Magnoliopsida, Brassicales, Brassicaceae.